Messenger RNA from Polyodon spathula (Mississippi paddlefish), 1748 nucleotides. RefSeq names its product wingless-type MMTV integration site family, member 6b (gene wnt6b). The transcript is spliced from 4 exons. Lineage: Eukaryota; Metazoa; Chordata; Actinopteri; Acipenseriformes; Polyodontidae. Gene Ontology annotation, biological process: neuron differentiation; canonical Wnt signaling pathway; multicellular organism development. The record is from RefSeq and is a predicted model, not a curated record. Gene Ontology annotation, molecular function: frizzled binding; cytokine activity. Gene Ontology annotation, cellular component: extracellular region. Bases 492 to 1553 code for a protein of 353 amino acids.
CGUUAUUGAGGUUUUUGGCUAUUCGGGUUGACUAUUCUGAAGUUCUUGCCCGAGGUCUGGCUUCUUUCCAUCCGCCCUAAGGCUCUCGUAUCCCUCCUGCAAGAUUGAAAUCACUGCGCUUUUGGAAUUUGGGAGUUUCGACUCUGGACGCGCGUUUGUCACCUUUAGUACAGCUCCUUUCUCUGUCCUUUUGGUCUCCUACAAGGUUGUAAUUGUAUUGUCUUGAAGAUGUUAAUUAAUUUCCCCGCUGGUCCCCGCUUCGUGGAGAGACUGAGUUACCGAACUCCAAACUGCUCACUAAGGUGCUUUUGAUCCGCAGUUAAAAGGACUACCCAUAACAUUUUGGGAGCGCCGAUUCCUCCAGAGCUACACCGCCGUGCAGCGUAAAGGACGCAGCUUUUAAGAAGGCGCAAGAGGUCCCAUCUGUUUGAAUUGCAACCCGUAAUAUAGUUGGGUUUUUUUUUGGUCGGCAUUUAAGUGUUCAGGACAGGAUGCUGCCCCUCUCCAGAACCCAACUUGCACUGUUUUUCAUUCUUUUGUGUCCAGUUAACAUCAUCGGACUUUGGUGGGCAGUGGGCAGCCCUCUGGUAAUGGACCCCAACAGCAUCUGCAGGAAGACGAAACGCUUGGCUGGGAAACAGGCUGAACUGUGCCAGACUGAACCAGAGAUAGUCAGUGAGGUGGUGAAGGGGGCAAAGCUGGGGGUUCGGGAGUGCCAGUUCCAGUUUAGAUUUAGAAGAUGGAACUGCACCGGACACAACAAAUACUUUGGAAAAGUACUACAGCAAGAUAUCCGGGAGACUGCUUUUGUCUAUGCAAUUACUUCUGCUGGAGUGACACACACAGUGACGCAAGCAUGCAGUAUGGGGGAACUUUUACAGUGUGGCUGUGAGGCAACACGGAGUCGGGCUCCUCCUCUCCCUACAGCCAGACCUGGGACUGAUGGUUCGAAAUGGGAGUGGGGAGGCUGUGGGGAUGAUGUGGAAUUUGGGUAUGAAAAAUCCAAGCAAUUCAUGGAUGCAAAAAGGAAAAAGGGAAAAAGUGACAUCAGAACCUUGAUUGAUCUUCACAAUAAUGAAGCCGGCCGACUGGCUGUGAAGAAUUAUAUGAGAACUGAAUGUAAAUGUCACGGGCUGUCUGGUUCUUGCACACUCAGAACUUGCUGGAAAAAGAUGCCUCAUUUUCGCGAGGUGGGUGAUCGCCUCCUGGAAAGAUUUAAUGGAGCUUCCCAGGUGAUGGGAGGCAAUGAUGGCAAAACCCUCAUCCCCGUGGGGCAAAAUAUUAAACCACCAGAUAAGCAAGAUCUCAUCUAUUCAGCAGAAUCUCCUGACUUUUGUUUGCCGAACAGAAAGACUGGUUCCCUGGGGACCAGGGGGAGGAUGUGUAACAGCACAGCCAUGGACAUCAGCGGAUGUGACUUGCUUUGCUGUGAUCGGGGCUACAGGGAUGAGACUGUGGUCUUUGAAGAGAACUGCUUGUGCAGAUUUCAUUGGUGCUGCGUUGUGCAGUGCAAAAAAUGUUCUGUCAGAAAGGAAUUGAGCUUGUGCUUAUAAUACUCUGACUAGAAUUACGGUGAUUAAAAGAAUGGAGCUUUCAGACUCCAAUAGGAAAGACUUUUUAAAACCACUCUUAAAAAACAAGAAAAUAAAAACAAAAAAGGACCCCUUUAUAAAGUUAUGGGGCAGGGAAGCUGCUUAUGUGCUAUAUAUUAGGUAAUACUGAAAAAUGUACUUACCUUUCAAGGGACC